UGUACAUUUUCCCGAAUCUCCCUUAUCCCCUCCUUUGACUUUAUCUCUCUCAUCAGUGGAAUAUAGUUGAGGACCGGCUUAUGCACACGAACUAAGAAGAGAAGAGAGAACACAAGAUGAGAGCUUGUCACAGUAGAACCAGCAUUGCUAUUAUCAUCUUUCUCUUAUCCAAUCUUUCUCCCUCAACUCUCUCCGAAUCUUCUCCGAAAUGCAAAGCUUGGCUCGUCCAAUCAAUCCCCACCGACAUGCCCCACCUCCGUCAGGUCCCCGGCGUCCUCUCCACCGCCGAUGUGUUCCGAUGGUUGGCCGGGAAUUCUUCUCAUCGUCUGGACAUAAUCGCACAGUACUGGCAAUUAGUGGCGACGCCAAAAGAUCUUCGUUCUGGCGAUUACGGAUACUCCAAGAAGGAUAUGCAGAGAUUCGGAGCUAACGAUGGCGCUCGUGUUUAUAAAGCCCUAGAGAAAGCCGCUGAUCACAAUGUUACUAUCAGGUUACUGUCACACUCAGGAGUGUAUCCUGAUUUUAGCAAAGAACCAUCCGACCUCGCUUCAGGAAGGCCAAAUGUAAAGAACGUGACUUUGUUGCUUGAUCAAUGGUGGGGAUCAGGCAUAGUUCACGCCAAAGUAUGGAUUUCGGAUCAUCGAAAUGUGUAUAUUGGAUCCGCAAACAAUGACUGGAAAUCUCUUACUCAGGUGAAAGAGCUUGGAAUUUAUCUUGUUGGUUGUUCAAAAAUAGCGAAAAAGGUCAAGGUGUACUUUGACAACCUAUGGACGCUUGCGUCUCUCAACUCUUCAGCCCUCACUCGAACGAUAUCAGAUCAACAGUGGCAGGUUGAUAGACAAGUUCCUUGUUGGUCACAUUUCAUUGAGACUGACCUGAGGUGUAGGACACCUUUUCCUCCAGUUGUGGAAAUUCCCCAUGUAGUUGGAUAUCCUAUAUUAUAUGACCCUGUCAUGUUCAAAUUACUAAUUCAGACUCCCGGACGCAACUAUUCAACUUCGCAGCCUCAGCCAAGCUAUCUAUCUUUUGCUCCUCCAGAGCUAUCAUUUGGCAGGUACCAGACUGAUGAACAGGGAUGGUUGGACACUAUUAGAUCUGUUGGGAGCAAAGAGACUUUGAGGAUAAGUACCAUGGACUGGCUUGGUCAGUCCGAAUUCCCGAAGCAAACAGUUUACUGGUCAUCCCUUUCUUCUGCAGUAUCAGAGGUUGUGUUCGGAAAGCAUGCGAAAGUGAAGAUAUUGGUAGCAUACUGGGCACAUUCCAUAGACAACACAGAUCAGUACCUAAAGUCUCUCCUCUACUCCAACGUUCUCUGCUCUUCUUCCAAGUACAACAAGUGUUCUGGAAAAGUGGAGAUCAGAUACUACGUUGUCCCAGGUUUCAACUCGACGGGACCCGCCAUUAGCCACAAAAAGAAGACUGGAAAUUCUUACCCUGCUUAUACCAGGGUCAACCAUGGAAAGUAUGCGGUUAGCGAUGUCCGAGCCCACAUUGGGACGAGCAAUCUUGUGUGGGAUUACUUCUACACAACAGCAGGUGUGAGUUUUGGUACUUACAAUCCUGCCAUUGUUUAUCAACUUCAAGAAGUUUUUGAGGCUGACUGGAAUUCCCCAUAUGCCGUGCCUGUUGAAAAGUUUGAGGAAGGUCGUUCCUGUACAAGCUGAUUUAAUAUUAUUUGAGUUUACAAGCAAUAAUAUAUGUAAAUAAUUUAGCUGAAUAAUAUGCUCUUUGAAUGAACAUUUUUUUUUUUUUUUUUGGGGAUAAGAGAA
Morus notabilis is the source of this 1769-nucleotide messenger RNA. RefSeq names its product phospholipase D Z. The transcript is spliced from 7 exons. NCBI's taxonomy places the organism in Eukaryota, Viridiplantae, Streptophyta, Magnoliopsida, Rosales, Moraceae. Bases 117 to 1664 code for a protein of 515 amino acids. Gene Ontology annotation, molecular function: catalytic activity. The record is from RefSeq and is a predicted model, not a curated record.